Moneuplotes crassus is the source of this 1227-nucleotide messenger RNA. The record is from the annotation of a GenBank genome assembly. Lineage: Eukaryota; Ciliophora; Spirotrichea; Euplotida; Euplotidae.
AUAAUUUGUUAGGGAUAUGGAAGUGAUGGAAGAGAUUAUGGGAAAGAGAGGGGAGGAUGAGACGAAGGAGUUGGUGUUUGAGUUGUUUGUACUGUCGUUUACGAUUAUUACGUUGGUGAUGGUGUUGUAUGGGCUUGUUGUGGUGAAGAGAGUGUUUCUCUAAGUUGUAGGAGGACUAAAGAUGUGUUUAAGAUUGCACAGUAUGUUAUGAUGAUUGGGUAUAUGAUUACAGGGCAGGUUUAUGCCACUUUGGAGUUCUUCCGUUUCUUUGGAUUUUUCUUUAAAACUGCAGCUUCUUUUAUUAAUUUCUUUAUUGUAACUUUUGAAUGGAUGAACUCAUUGUGCUGGCUGGUAUUAAUUCUUCAUAUACUUCGGUUGCGAAGAAAGCGAGAAGAUGGAAACUACUCCCUAAAAUUGAUGAAACUUACUGAAAUCUUGCUUUUGAUUAAUUUUGUCAUUGCAGCUUUAAUCUUUUUAGGAUGUAUUAUUGCAGUAAAUAUCCUGAGUAUUGUGAAAGGCUGUUACAGGUGAUUUCCGGAAACUAAAGAAAGUUGCUCUUUUUGUAGCGAUAUAAUCCUUAAAACUUGGAUAAAUGAUCUAGAUCGUUACUUCACAGUUUGAAUGUUUCUUCAACCUAUCAUAAGAUUGAUUUUAGGUUCUCUUUUGCUAUUUCUUAUGAGAAAAUACAUUAAUUAUUACUACAAGAAGAGGAAAUGGAAAAUAUUUUUCGCAAUGAUUGGAACUGUUGUAUUUUUUCAGGCUAGAUUUAUAACCUAUUAUAUUCUCUAUACAGUUCAUGAGAAGUUGUCUUUUGAAGAGAUUUUCAUCUGCAGAGAUCAAGAUUGUUACAUAAAAGAAAGGCACUGGUAUAUCUUCUUAAGCUUCUUCAUUUGAAUUCUAUUUGUAAUCUUCGAAGUGUCUCUUUUCAAAAUAAACGUAGAAAACGUCACUUUCAAAGAAGACAUCAGAGAACUAAUCAAAAGUUGAGGUAUAAAACAACACUACUCAAACUCCUCAAUCUUCAUCCUCUCCUCUAAAACUACCUCCUCCAAAGCCUUCUUCUCAGACUCUAAAUCCAGACUACUCGAACGGACCUCUUCCCUGCUAUCCACAACUGAGAAGCUAUGGAUAGCUCAGAGUGAAGACCAGCUAGACUUGUUGUGCAGAGACUCUAAUGAGAGUGACCAUGAGUCUUGGAAAAGACAGUUUUUGAAUAGUAGAGUUUAA